Molecule: messenger RNA, 965 nt
Organism: Drosophila grimshawi
Lineage: Eukaryota; Metazoa; Arthropoda; Insecta; Diptera; Drosophilidae
Product: trypsin
Exons: 1
Coding region: 26-814 (262 amino acids)
Biological process (GO): proteolysis
Molecular function (GO): serine-type endopeptidase activity
Source: RefSeq, a predicted model, not a curated record
UAAGUACAAUACUCGAUUAAGCGAAAUGUCGUCGUCGUCGUAUUUGGGAAUCAUCGUUUUGGGUCUGCUGUCGCUGGUGGCCCACAGCAGUGGCGCCGCCAUCAACGGGCGCAUUGCCGGCGGAGAGGAGGCGGACAUUGCCAGCUAUCCGUAUCAGGUGUCGGUGCGCCUGGAGACCUAUAUGUUGCUGCACAUCUGUGGGGGCAGCCUCUAUGCGCCGCGAGUGGUGGUCACCGCUGCCCACUGCAUCAAGGGACGCUAUGCAUCGUAUAUUAGGAUUGUGGCUGGACAGAAUUCGAUUGCGGAUCUGGAUGAGCAGGGUGUCAAGGUGACGAAAUUGAUACCGCACAGUGGAUACAAUAAGAAGACGCAUGUGAAUGAUGUGGGCAUGAUUAUCACCGUUGCACCCUUGAUCUACUCGGAUCUGGUGCAGCCAAUCGCUCUGGCUGUGGAUAUGCCACGAGCGGGCACCCAUGCCAUGGUCAGUGGUUGGGGCAAGCGGACGGAACAGGAUGAGGCACUGCCCGCCAUGCUGCGUGCCGUCGAAGUGGAGAUUAUGGAUACCAAUACGUGCGGGGCUCAGUACAUGACCAAGGAUUACACCAUCACCGAGGAGAUGUUGUGCGCCGGCUUCUUGGAGGGUGGCAAGGAUGCCUGCCAGGGUGAUUCAGGAGGUCCACUGACUGUGGAUGGUGUUCUUGUCGGCAUUGUAUCCUGGGGUGUGGGCUGUGCCCGCGAGGGCUUCCCUGGCGUGUACACUAGCGUGUUGCACCAUUCCGAGUGGAUUGAGGAGAAGGCGGAGCCUUAUCUAUAAAAAAUACAUAUAUAUGUAUGUAUAUUCAAAUGAAAAGCGCAGCGAACAAAGUAUGGCGAUCAAAUUAACUUAACAUAUAUUUUAAAAUAAACUUGUUUAACAUUUAAUCAAAUAAAGUGAGCAUUGAUAAAAUAUAAGUUUCACUUGAGCA